Molecule: messenger RNA, 3475 nt
Organism: Plodia interpunctella (Indianmeal moth)
Lineage: Eukaryota; Metazoa; Arthropoda; Insecta; Lepidoptera; Pyralidae
Exons: 3
Cellular component (GO): cytoplasm
Molecular function (GO): protein binding
Source: RefSeq, a predicted model, not a curated record
CCUUAUUUAUUUUUGUCGUGGGUUCCAAGUAGGUAUGUAAAACUAAAAAAUAUGAACAGGGUAUGAAUGCAUGACUUCCGGGUUGGGGGAAUACGUGCGCUGUGGAAGUCUCCACAUACACGACUAGUGUGCAAGUAGUGAGAGGGUGUCAAAAACAACCCCGAGUCUCCAUGACUACAACAGCCGAGGCGUCAAUAAUACCACUUCACACACUUAUGUAACAUACACUACUAUCAUAUCCUAUUAUGAUGGACAACGCUACCGCCCAAGCACGGUCCAUUCUCGGACCGACCAAAGAUGCAGAGUUCCUGCAAAGUUUCGUCAGGGUCGGUGUUGAUGAUGAAGAAGAAGAAGCGCCAGUCGUAAAAGAUUCAAUCAGCAAGCGCGCUCCAACGUCCGCAGACAAGAGCGCCAACGGCGACGAUGAAGAGAUUAAAUUGUCAGCUUUGGAAAGGAAGAGUUCUCUUAAGCCGAAGAAGAAGAAAGAUCGUAAGCCGAAACGCGAGAGACGUCGCCGUGAAGAAGAGUUAUAUACCGACAAGGACCGUGCAGCGGCCGUGGUGAUGGGGUCUAAGGAUAUCAAGCUGUCGUUGAAUCAGAAGGACAAAGCAGAGCGUAGCAGUGCCUUGUCUCUUCCCGAAGAAGCUGAUGCUGGCACGUUGCUGGCGAUGUCGAGAGCUGAAAUGAUGAGAGAACGGUAUCGCACCGCUGUAUCUUUUGUAGAUAAGGCAAUAGAAUUGGCCCCAGAAGAGAAAGCAGCAUACGUGGCCCGCAGCAAAUGUUAUCUUCUGCUGGGAGAGCCCCGUCUCGCCCUAGAGGACGCUGAAACUGCUCUGAAACUGGACCCAAAGCAUGCGAAGGCCUUGCUUCAGAAGGCCGAAGCUUUGUACUACUGCGGCGAGUUCGAACUAAGCCUGGUCCACUUUCACCGGGGAUUGAAGGCUAGGCCUGACUUGAGCCAUUUCAGACUGGGCGUGCAAAAGGCACAGGAAGCCAUAGAGAACACCAUCGGCUCAGUGAAACCUGAUAUGAAGAAAGUCUCCAAGAAACCACCAAACAAGCGCACCAUCUCCAAAGCCCCGCGGCCUGCCCUUGGCCCGCUGAUGUCCGACAAGAUAUACCUGGAGAACCUCCUGAAAAACCCGGAUCUGGCCAUUGCCGAUAAGAAAAACGAUAAGGUGACAAAGCAAGCUGAAGAAGCCAUCAGGUUCCUGGAGAAUCGAGAGGAAUUCUGGAGACAGCAGCAAACCUCUAAAACGCAAUUUUAGAUUGGAGUUGUGUUUUGGACGCUUCUUACUGCCUGCAGGAUUGUUCUUGUAUUCUAAAUGGAUCAAAUUUUAUGAUAUAGUUAUAGGAUUUAAUGUAGAAAAUACCUAAAUAAGAACAGUUCUUGAUUGAUAUUAUAAUUAGAUACCUUUUAAAACUCACUUGUUACAUUUCUAAUAUAUUAUUUUUCUUUCGGUUUGCAAAACCAAAAUUUUUCCACUACAUAAAAUAUUUAUGGAUUAAGUUCGCCAUUACUUGGUUAAUUAAUUUUAAGUACCUAUCAAGUUAAAAAUAAAACUAGAUAUAUAAAAGACAUAACGUUUUAUUUGUUCCAUCGGCUUCGAAUUCUCACAUCUUGGGCUCAGGCCACAAAAUAAACAUCCUCUCUAACAACGCGAAACAUUUGCGACUCACAUGCCUUAUAUACAAAAUUUACAGUUUAAACGCUUACACUAGACUGGUUCUACCUAGUACACUAAGUUCAAGUCAGAAUUUACAGGAGUUCCAAAAAGUUUUUGACAAAGACACAUGCCGUGUCUCGCGAGGUAUAAAAAUGAACGUAAUAACUAAAUAUCAGUCGGCCAUGACAGUGAAUGAAAAAAAAAUUACAUUCUUGAUUUAGGCCCGAUGCGCGCGUUGUCGAUCAUGUGCAACUACGAACGUCGAACAUGCAUGGCUUAAAAAUAAUAAUCAGUCCGGAAAGAUCGGUAUAUUUUUCAGAUCAGUCUAAGUAGACUGAUCUGCAGAACUAAUAUUGCAGAUAAAAUGUCUUCUUUGUCUUGACUAGCUGAACAAAACAGCCUUAACAUUGUGGAAAAAUAUGGAUUUAGGCAGUAUGAUUACUGUAACGACGACAAGUUUAAAGCUUCGUGGAACACCUGUAUGUAUAUCAAUAUAUUGAAACCUACAGUAAAGUUGCUUUUAACAACUUUAAAUUAAUAUGUCAAUAAUGACUAUAAAGUCUUCAAUAAAAAAAAAUCAUUGAUUUAUGAUUCAAACAGCAGCUACUUAGCAUAAACCACACAUUAGCAACUCGACUAUUACAUAGCUUAAUGAAUUGGACAACAGAAAACAAAGCUAUAUGGUGUAUUUUUUUAAAUAAUAUGUUUUGAAAUACUCAAUAAUGUCUUACUAGGUAUAUUAUGAACGUUAUGGAUUUCUAUGUAGUCUCAUACUUUUCAAAUGUUUUUUUUUUACAUUUCAGACCUAAGGUGCAAUGUAUGUGUCGCCUAUAUUCACUUCCUCCCCACUAAAGGUUGGCCCCCAUGGGGCUCGUAACUGUACAUCACAACUACGUUAUUGAUGCUCCACCAUAUAGCUAACUAGUAAACGUCCGUCCAUCAAGCCGUACCACGAGCAACUGUAUGCCACUUCACUUCAGCGAUACGACGUAUAUAUCACGGUAGCGGGGAGGGGGUGAAAAUAUACACAUACACUACAAAAGAGAUUAGUCAAAUACUGGUUUAUAUAAUGACAAUCAUUAAUCAAAUGACUUAAUAUGAACUUCAUUGUUGAGCUUAAGAUUUUUUUUCAAUAAACUUCAUAUUUUUACAAAUUUAUCUCAUUUUCAUAUUAUAAUCAUAGAUUGUCUUUUUCAAAAUGUAACAUUUGUGUUGAAGGAAAAUAACUCUUUUAAUUGUACUCAAAUCGAGUACUAUAAUUGAUUAUAAUUAAAAAGAAAACAUUUUCUAUGUUACUUUAAAUCAUUGAUAUUUAUGAAAAUGGGACUAAUAUAAUGUCUUAUACAUUAUUGAUUGUAUAGUUUGAAAAGAAUAUAAUGUCGAUUGUGUAGAUUACGAUAAUAUGUUAGAAAUGGUCAACAUUUCGCUGUAGAUCAUUGUCAUGAUAUAGAUCUCACACAAAAAUAAGAUUAAACAGUUUGUACAGUUCUAUUAGUUAAUUAUAAUAAUACUGUGUACUUCAUUGCAGUUCAUAUUCGAGCUAACCUCAUGUCCAUACACAUUGAUGCAGUCUGACCAAUGUAUUUUAUAGGAACCAUAAAUCGAAUUCUGAUCUCGUUGGAAAGCUUCUAAACGAAAAGAACAUAGUAACCAUAGAUUUUAACUGUCCUCUACACCUCUUUACACCUUUCUUUAAAAUAAGGCUGUGGACUUCUCACCAAAUUUCUUCGAAUAAUAUACAUUUUCCUGUAGUAGGUAGUUAAUAUUCUAAUGUCACUGAAAAGUACAAAAAAGCUAGAGUCCGCGCC